Molecule: messenger RNA, 4211 nt
Organism: Apodemus sylvaticus (European woodmouse)
Lineage: Eukaryota; Metazoa; Chordata; Mammalia; Rodentia; Muridae
Gene: Lin7c
Product: lin-7 homolog C, crumbs cell polarity complex component
Exons: 5
Coding region: 23-616 (197 amino acids)
Biological process (GO): protein localization to basolateral plasma membrane; maintenance of epithelial cell apical/basal polarity; neurotransmitter secretion
Cellular component (GO): MPP7-DLG1-LIN7 complex; basolateral plasma membrane; cell-cell junction
Molecular function (GO): L27 domain binding
Source: RefSeq, a predicted model, not a curated record
GGUCCGCACGGCCGAAGAUAAGAUGGCGGCGCUGGGAGAACCUGUCCGGCUGGAGAGGGAUAUCUGCAGAGCAAUCGAGUUGUUGGAGAAAUUGCAGAGGAGUGGAGAGGUGCCACCACAGAAGCUUCAGGCUUUGCAGAGAGUCCUUCAGAGUGAGUUCUGCAAUGCUGUGCGAGAGGUAUACGAACACGUUUAUGAGACUGUGGACAUCAGCAGUAGCCCUGAAGUGAGAGCCAAUGCAACUGCAAAGGCUACUGUUGCUGCAUUUGCUGCCAGUGAAGGACACUCUCAUCCCCGAGUUGUUGAGCUACCCAAAACAGAAGAGGGCCUUGGAUUCAAUAUCAUGGGGGGCAAAGAACAAAACUCACCAAUCUAUAUAUCACGGAUAAUUCCAGGUGGAAUUGCUGACAGACAUGGAGGCCUCAAACGAGGAGAUCAGCUACUUUCUGUUAAUGGAGUGAGCGUGGAAGGAGAGCACCAUGAGAAAGCUGUAGAGCUGCUGAAGGCAGCCCAGGGGAAGGUUAAAUUAGUCGUGCGCUACACACCGAAGGUCCUGGAGGAGAUGGAGUCCCGCUUUGAGAAAAUGAGAUCAGCCAAACGCAGACAGCAGACCUAAUCAUUUAAAAACUUCAUGCUCCUUCUGCUUUUAGCUAGGAAGUUUUACUUGUGACCUACUGAUGGCCUCGAUGCCAGUGAUUGUAAAACACCAGAAACUUCUGUGACCUCUUCUUGCCAUUUUAUAAAUGCCUGUUUUAGCAUCACUUACGGUUGUAGAGAAGCAUAUACUUUUUUUCUCAUGAGAAAAAGUCAAAGUUGGUGAGGGCAGUUCUGUCCUGCUGUUUUUACAGGCCUUUUUCAAACACAGAUUUUGUCACAAAGUUGUUAUAGAUUUUUAAUAAUGCUUUUUUAAUAUUAAAAUGUACUUUUACAUUCUUAAUCUUUUUUUAAAAAGAGGUUUUCUUUAUUUGGCAACUUAUUUACAAAUAACAGCUCUCCAAUAUUCCUUUUGCUUACCGCAAUUUCUUUGUGAAAUUUCUCUUCAUUUUUCCAAGAAAUGAAACAUAGCAGUCUGACUUGUGGCAGUUUAUCUCGUCAUGAGUAUUGGCACCGCUGCUGCAUUUUGUACUUGGAACAUAACAUAUCUAUAAUCAGUGGUAAAUCAUAGCUCUCAUGGAACCUUUUUAUUUUAUUUAAACAAUGUAUAAUGUAUUCAUUUAUACUGAUUUAUAAAAGUUUUUAAACACUGAAGCAAUCAUUGCUAAAGUAUGUAUUUCAUAAUAUUUAAGCAGUGAGGCGAGAGGAUCUAAUUUGGUUAUUAGCGUUACCGAUUAAAUCCUUUAUUUAUAUCUAACAGUAUGUCAUAAAUUAUACAUGCAAACAAGCUCAGAUUUCAACUUGUCAAAUUUUUUAUGCUAUUCAUUUGUAUCUAAAUAUAUUUCUCAUGAUUUGGUUCUUUGGCUCCUAGAGAUGAGUCAGUCAGUCUGUGCUGGGGAGAUGGAAGUAAGACAAGGUCCCGACUCCACCUUCCGGAGCCUGGAGCUCCAUGCAUUCCAGUCUCCUGGCUCCAGGUCCCACAAAGGGCAGGAAACAUUGGCUGAGAUACAGAAACAGGCGGUUUCAUAUGUUUCACAGUGAGAGGGACUCAGAACGACUUAUAGCUUGAUUGAAAUAGGGAUGGGAAUUUGGAACAAUACUUUUUACCAAUUGUCCACUGGAUGGCAUGGUCUUCCUAAAAGGCAGCUAUUGAUACAUGAUGGUGACUAUGGUGUACUAAAAGCUGAAAUCAAAGUGAUUAAUUUUCAGUCACAGAUUAUAGGAACAGAUUAUAGUAAAGGGUGUAAGUGAUGAUGUUAAAAAGAAACCAAUGGGUUGAAAAUGUAGGAAUUUGUCAUUAUUACGACUAUUACCUUUAUUUUUUAAAAAUGGGCAUUUUGUAACAUUCCUUCAGGAAGAAUGGAAGUGUGUAUGUUUUUCUGCAUGUGUGUUAACACUGUGAGUCUUACAAGAUUACUGCAAUUUUCAGUGAUUUUCAGAGUAAAAGUCAAUCAACAUGUUAUUUAUCAUUUCGGAAUUGAACACUGGAUUGUGCAUGGUUGAAUGUCUUUAGUCCAUUACAAGAUGUGCUUGACAUUGAUAGGAUCUUGUUGAAUUGUAUAUUUUCAAAAUUAGCUCAUGUGUUUUUAAAAUGUUGAGACCAAAGUAGUAUAGAAUAGUAUGACGUAUUUUAAUUUAAUUGUACAAUUAUUAGAGGUAAUUGUUUUAAAACUCUAUAUUACAGAAAAGUGUUGGUGCAUCUAGAACAGUACCAUUAUUGCUAUGCUCGCCUUUCUGCAUCCCGGGGCUAGGAAGCCCCACGGAGCCCUUGUCUUAGUGUAGCUACUGUGGCUGCAGUUGCUCCUGAGGACGCGUCAGCGUUCCCUUAUGAUUACAGCCUCCUGGUUCUAUGUUUUCAGCUGUCGCAGAAUUUCAGCCAAGUUACUUUUUUUUCCCUAAAUAUGUUGAAAAAGCUUUUUUUUUCUUCUUCAGUAACUCACAGUCUGUUCUUUGUGUGGGCUGACACCUAUUUAUAAUUCUUAAAAACAACUUAAAGGAGCCAAAUAGCUGUUCUUGGUCCUGCUGAGCAUGAGUAGCAACAUUGCUUUCAUUGAUGUGAUUCUCCUGUCUCAGAGGUUUAAAUAUUGACCAUAGGAAAAGUCAUUGGCAAGUGUACAGUAGUCUUCUUGUGUACUGAGGACGUGAACGAAUUGUAGAAUUGUAAUUAAUAUAUGGAUGACUUGUGAAUAAAGCUAGGCGUAAAUAUAUAAAGGGUGUUUGUUUGACUUGUAAGUUACAAAUGUAAAGUUCCCUUAGCCCCAGUUCUCCAUUUAUUUUCUUAAACAUUUUAAAAUGAGUUGACUUGGUGAUUCUUGACCUUAGCUGCAUGUCAGAGUGCCCUGCAGAUCUUAAAAUUCACCUAAGUCUCUUCCCAUACAACUAAUUUAAAAUAAUUUCUUUAUUAUUGAAACUUCAUAUGAGGUGUUUAUGGAGUCUGCCCUCUAUUGUCUUUAGAGGCCCAUUCUGCAUACCCAGGCUUCAGAAGCACUCGCUCAUGGAUUUCCGAUUGUACCAGACUCUGUUUGGAAGUACAUCUAAUCCAAAGCUACUUAACGAUUGCUUCUGUUUCUUAGUACCUCUUUAUGGACUUAAGACGUAUUUGGCAUUCCUUAUUAAACAAAAUAAUUACAGUCUACUGGGGUUUUCUUUUGUUUUGUUUUUUAAAUAAAACUUACCAGUAAUUCAGUUGUGAAAUCUUAAUGUUUUCUCCUGUCCCCUUCACCUUUUAAAAAAAACUGUAAAGGUUAUUAUUUGAAGAGCAUGUUUAAGUAUUGCGGAUGUGAAAGCACUGAGGACAGUCUGGGCCGUGUAGCUAUGGCUGCUUCACUGUUACUGCACUACUACACGGAUGCCCUUCUGUUAUUUAGGGUAUCACUUCAUAAGAUCAUCUUCCUGUUGUAAAAGUUUAAGGCAUUUUGCUCAAGUACUUUGUUUUCAGUUAAAAUGAAUAGAAUUUAAUAGAAGAUGUGGUUAUGGCUAACCUGGAAAGCAUCAGCAUGACUUGGUAUAGACUUAACAGAGUUCAUGUGAUUAUAUUGUGGAAUGAUUAUUGAUAUAUAUAUAUAUAUAUAUAAGAACUCUAGUAAUUGUACCUCCUGAAUAAAUGUCUGCAUUUUCUAACUUACAGUUCAUUGUUCUGGCAACAAUCUCAUUUUGUAGUUUUUAAUCCUCCAAAAUGUUUGAGUAAUGUUUCUUCAAAGGUUGUUGAAGUACUAAGAGUUACAUAGUAGGGGAAAGUCAUUUGAUUAUUAAUUUUCAAGAGGUUUUAAACUAAUUUGUAACUGGACAUGAUUUUUAAAACUAUUGGUAGAGAUUUGAUACACUUGUACUCUUUAGUUUGAGAAAAUUAUUUGGAAUGUGAAACAGUGCUUUUUCAAUAUAUGAAUCAUUUAGCAGUUGAAUUCUGAUGCUAAGGCUUAUUUAAAAUACAUUUGUAUGAGUCGUGUGUGUCCUUUGCAUUUGACAAAACUGAUACAACUACAAAUAGAUGUAUUUCUGAACGCUGUGUGUAAAAUAACCUUCACAUAGAGUAAAAAGCAAAAUCCAUGGUGGGUCUUGACAUGAAAUUUCAGAUUUCUGUAUUUUGUUUGCCUUUCAUAAAAUAUAACUAAACAAAA